AUGUUAGCUGACCAUCUUUCCAGAUACCCUGCUUUGAAUCCAGUCCACUCUCCUAUUGCUGUUCAAGGUACUAUUUCCGAAUUAAUUGUCCCUGAGUCGUGGUAUUCAUCUUUCGCUGAGGCUUACCUUGAUGACCCAGAAUUUAAGGAUAUUUACUGCUCGUUAUCUGAUCAAGAAUCUCCUGAUGAGGAUACAUCCACUACUAGGUCUGUCCCUGUCACAACCACCCAUCUGCUUUACUAUCAAGACAGAUUUUUUAUCCCUGUUGUUCUUCUCGCUGAAUUUUUCUACCACAUCCAUUCUGCAGCUACUGCUGGUCCUCCCGGUAUUUAA
This is a messenger RNA of Hemisphaericaspora subhashii, 333 nucleotides long. RefSeq lists its product as uncharacterized. The transcript has a single exon. The record is from RefSeq and is a predicted model, not a curated record. NCBI's taxonomy places the organism in Eukaryota, Fungi, Ascomycota, Pichiomycetes, Serinales, Debaryomycetaceae. The coding region runs from base 1 to 333 and encodes 110 amino acids.